This is a messenger RNA of Sesamum indicum (sesame), 2329 nucleotides long. Its product is annotated as quillaic acid 3-O-glycosyltransferase CSL1. The record is from RefSeq and is a predicted model, not a curated record. Lineage: Eukaryota; Viridiplantae; Streptophyta; Magnoliopsida; Lamiales; Pedaliaceae. Gene Ontology annotation, molecular function: cellulose synthase (UDP-forming) activity. Gene Ontology annotation, cellular component: membrane. Gene Ontology annotation, biological process: cellulose biosynthetic process.
CGUUUACUCAUAGUGUAUCAAGGUAAGAAAUAAUGGAGAAUUCACUUCCUCUCAAUGAUUGGCAUGUCCGGAAAACUCACCUAAUAAUAAACAGGCUCCAUGCUUUCGUCCAUGGAAUUGCUUUACUAGCCUUGUUUUACUACAGACUCACUUCACUUACCGAAAUCAUCAUCGAAAACAAGGACACUGCUCUCCUUUUACCCCACGUUCUAAUCUUCAUUUCUGAGCUGAUUCUCUCUUUCAUUUGGCUUCUCAGUCAGCCUUCCAAAUGGAAACCCAUUGUUCGAACCGUUUACCCUGAAAGAUUACCAGGAGACGAAAAGCUUCCCUCUAUUGAUGUGUUCGUUUGCACUGCUGAUCCCACCAAAGAACCGUGUUUGGAAGUGAUGAACACUGUUAUUUCGGCUUUGGCGCUUGAUUAUCCUUCUGAUAAGCUUGCCGUUUAUCUUUCAGACGACGGUGGUUCUUUGGUGACUUUCCAGGCCAUUAAACAGGCCUGGAAAUUCUCCAAAUUUUGGGUUCCGUUUUGCAGAAAAUAUAAGGUGAAGAUUGGAUGCCCUGAGGCUUAUUUUUUGACAGACGAAAGUGGUCCUGAUGGCAAGUUUAGUAGCAGUCAGUUCGUAAUUGAGAAGAAGGCAAUUCAGAAAAGGUACGAGGAAUUCAAGGACUCCUUGGAGGAGAUUGUCGCGAAAACAAGUAGUUUUGCAAGCAGAGACCACCGACCAGCAAUUGAGGUGAUUAGUGACGCAAAUGGCGAGAGAACGGAUACAGACAACGAAGAACAUAUGCCUCUUCUUGUUUAUGUUGCUCGGGAGAAAAGAUCUUCUCAGCCGCACCAUUUCAAAGCCGGAGCACUCAACGUUCUUCUUCGAGUAUCUGCCAUGAUCAGCAAUUCACCAUACAUUCUGGUCCUGGACUGCGACAUGUACUGCAAUGAUCCAUCAUCGGCCCGCCAAGCAAUGUGUUUACAUCUGGACCCAAAAUUAUCCCGAAAGUUGGGGUUUGUUCAGUUUCCACAGAAAUUUUACAAUAUCAGUGAGACGGAUAUCUAUGAUGGACAGCUAAGAUAUAUUUGGCCAAGAUGGGAAGGCUUAGAUGGGCUCAGGGGACCAAUCUUGUCUGGAACAUGCUUUUAUAUAAAGCGGGAAGCACUUCAUGGAACUAAAAAAUUUCAAGAAGAUGUCGAUCUUGUCCAGCUGAAGAAGUGUUUUGGCACAUCCAAUGAAUUCAUCAAGUCGAUUUAUAGAAAUUACAAGCCGAAUUAUCCGAAAGAGAGAAAUUUUUCUGAUGAUGCCUUGCAGAAAGAGCUCCAAUUGCUAGCUUCAUGUAGAUAUGAUAAUGACACAAAAUGGGGGAAAGAGGUGGGCUUCAGAUAUUUUGCGGUUGUGGAAGACUAUUUUACAGGAUUCAAUUUACACUGUGAGGGUUGGAUUUCUGUGUAUCUUCAACCUUCUAGGUCAGCUUUCUUGGGGGCAUCCCCUAUAAGUCUCAACGAACUUCUAGUUCAAAACACGCGAUGGUACGUUGGCUUGAAUCAAGUUGCCAUGUCGAGGUUCUCUCCCCUUGUAUACGGGCUGAUGAGAAUGCCAAUAUCUCAAAGCAUGUGUUAUGCAGAAUUUGCAUAUAGCCCAAUUUAUUUCUUGGCCCUCUACGUUUUAGCCAUCAUUCCUCAGCUCUUCCUAGUCCAGGGAAUUUCUCUGUAUCCUGAGGUUUCAAGUCCGUUCUUCGUUGUCUUUUCGUUCGUUUUCCUGUCAUCCCAACUCAAACAUGUCCAAGAGAUCUUCUCAACCGGGCACUCAAUGAGGACGUGGUCGAACGAGCAAAGAAUAUGGAUGAUGAAAUCAUUGACAUCUUACUCAUACGCUACAUUGGAAGCUGUAAUGGAGAAAUUUGGAUUGACGAAAGCCAGUUUUUUGCCAACAAAUAAAGUGGUUGACGAUGAACAAGCCAAGCGUUACCAAAUGGGGAUAUAUGAUUUUCAGGCACCAGCUCUCUUCAUGGUUCCGUUAUGCAGUCUUUAUAUACUGAAUGCUGCUUCAUUUAUCAUUGGAUUUGGAAGGAUUUUGCAGACUCAGAAAUGGGGUGAGAUGCUUAUACAAGCUUUUAUCCCGUUAUUUGCGACGAUUCUGCAUUUACCUUUACUCGAAGGAAUGGUGUUGAGGAAGGACAAGGGCGGAGUUUCAGCAUCUGUCUCCCUUCUUUCUGCUAUAAUUUCGUCGGCAGUUUUUUCCCAAUUUUUUUUCAAACUUUUGGUACGCAUAAUAUAACUUAAUAUAAUAAAAUAAAUGUUUCGCGAUACAAAUACGAUACGUAAAAAAUUAAAAAAUUA